This is a messenger RNA of Haliotis rubra (blacklip abalone), 3785 nucleotides long. RefSeq names its product inactive ubiquitin carboxyl-terminal hydrolase MINDY-4B-like. Gene Ontology annotation, molecular function: K48-linked deubiquitinase activity; cysteine-type deubiquitinase activity. The record is from RefSeq and is a predicted model, not a curated record. Gene Ontology annotation, biological process: protein K48-linked deubiquitination. NCBI's taxonomy places the organism in Eukaryota, Metazoa, Mollusca, Gastropoda, Lepetellida, Haliotidae.
CAUCAGCACUUAUAGGGUAGGUACAUGGUAGAACUCUACCCAACACUGGGUUGUUUUCCGUAUGGCAUCAGCGCUCAUAGGUGUGGAUCUCGAGGUCUCACCCUGUGUGUCCAGGCAUUCCUCCUCAAGCACCUGCUGUUCAACAAGGAGUACCAGUCCAGUAUCUUCAUCUCCACUGCUCUGCAACCCAACAGCUUCGAGCGGCGCCGCGCCCUGAUUGGUGGGAUGUGCGAGAUGCUGUGGCAGGCCGGUGAACGACGACGUUGCUGCGUGUGUCUGCUGCAGGAACACACCUGCUUCGGUCCAGACUACAGAUACAGGGUGGACAACAUCACAGAACGGCUUCAUCUUUUUGAAUUCAAGAAACUAGAAGAUUUACGGAUAUUUAUCAGACGGCAUUUAGAACAGUUCCAGGGGGACAGUAGUUGUGGCUGUAUUCUCUUCCUGUACAGCCUCGUCCUCUCCAGGACUGUGCACAGAGUACAAGAAGACAUGGACGUGACCGAAGACAGCAAGGCCAAGCUGCUGACUGACCUGGAGCAGUGCACCCCAUCUCUCAUCAACCUGCUACUGACAGGCCAGCUGUAGUAUCUACACAAUGGAGACAUCCUCUACGACAACAGAGGGUCUCUACUGAGUCGACCUGUCCGAGGCAGCAAGCAGCGCAGUGAGGUGGGCUUCCUGUUCUGGGACAAGGGGGAGGCGGAGGACGAGAGGACUGAGGUGGGCAGUAUGCUGAAAACCCCCAAGUACCCUGUGUGGCUGACCAAGGUCAAUGGUCACUUCGGCCUGCUGUUCAGCACCAACAUUGACCUGGUAGGUGACUGGAGAGCUGAACACCGCUUUGCCCUUCAUUACUACACAGGACUCAUCACCCAGGAAAAACCGGUUCAGCUCACCAUUGAUACCCGAUACAAUCGUAUACGCCCAAAGACUUCACUGCUGAGACGGGAUCAGGAAGACAAGAUCCCAGCACUAGAGCAGUGCAUCAUGACCAAGUGGUAUGGUGCCAAUGUUCUUUGGAAUGGCACAGUUCCUUUCUACUGAUGAUGCUGAGACAACUAAAUCUCUGUGGAAUCCUUUAACUGUAUGUUGUGACACCAGCGGGAAUCGAAUGACAUACUGUAAAUAACAGUGGCUGUAAAGAGUGGCUGAAUUCAUGAUGCUUCACUGGACUUGAAGCAUUGCACCAUAUAGGCAUAAAAACUGCGAAUAGACGCAGAUAAUUUGAAGAGUGCUCUUCAAAAUGUUUAGAUCACAAACUAUAUUUGAAUUUAGGCCAAGAAAUCUGGAAGUGCAUUUCUGAGGUAGUACAUUUCCAGUUUUCUUCAUAUCACAAGAUCUAUUUUUUCAUACAAUGAAAUUCACCACUCAAGUUGGCAUAAGGCUUAAUUACACUUAAAGGCACUAUAUCACGCCACACUUAUCUAAAAAUAAAUAAUGCAUUUCUCUCAGUAAUACUUCCUAUCAACCCUCAGGGAAGCUACCAUAUAAUUUAUUCAGGAACCUGAAGUUAUAAUAAGAUAACAACUAAAACAUCUUGGGCCCCAUUUCACAAGCAGUCUUAGCACUACGAUGAUGAUAAGCUUUAUAAAGCACUGUAGAUAUCAUCACUCUAGCACAAAGAUUGCGUAAUGGAAUGGGGCCCUGCAGUUUAUAGACAUUGGCAUACAGAGAGGGGUGUUGGACGUUAGCCACUAGCCUGAAGCCCGAGUCAAGUGAAAUUCUGUACAGACUAUUAAGCUCAACUAAUAUAAGUCCACAUGACAACACUGAGUGCUGCUGAAAAUGAUGCUGAGAGGCAAGUGUGCACCAGUAGUCUCAAAACCUAUGGCACAGACUGUGAUAGUGAACGAACAUUUUAGCAGGGCUCCACAUCCAGAUGCUAUUUGGGAAAAAUGAUCAGGACAUGCUAAUACCCAUCUAAAAACAACAUAAGUUGUUGGGGACCUAGAUACCCACUGGGGGUAAGGUAACACACCCAGUGUAUGUAACCUGGCCCCUAGCAUGUCAACUUCAUGUUUGAAGUGCUUAAUGUAAAUCAUGGUUCUGUGAGACUAGUUAAACAUCAUUGACACUUUUGCCAAAAUAUGUCAUUCCAAUCUCUUCCAUUCCAGUCCAUUACAUUUGGAUAGUCCAGUUUUCCAUUAUUUUUAUCUUUGGAGAAUAUAUUAAUAUGGAAUUUAUUUUCAUGUUAUUUUAUGUUUAUCAGUUUCCAUGGCAGUUUAAAACUAUGGCCAUCAAUCAGCCCUGAGCAGUUUUUACAGGCACUGUCGAACACCAACAAGCUUGACAGAAUCAACACAAGUUAGGGGCUGUUGGGCUCUGAUAAAACUCAUUAUACUAUCCUAAACCCGGUAUUUCAGUUAAAAUUUGUCAACAAACAAACAGAUACAGAUUUUAAUGCUCUCUAAAUGUGAGUGUACUUCCACCAGGGUCUUUCAUGUGAUUCCCUUUCAUUGAAACCACAUUUUAUGUACCUGAAGGUCCCCCAUUGUUAUUCUUGUUUGAGUGCUUUAUGAAAUGUGCUAUUUGUGUCUGUUUGAGUUCUGCUUCAAUCAAAUAUGUUGUGUUUUAUUUUGUAGGCAUAAUUAUAUUGUUAUGCAAUUGAGAAAUCACUUGAACCUGUCGGUUCCAAAAAUAGUAUCAACAGGCUCAGAGUUAACUAUCCUAUGGUUGAAAUAUAAUUUUUCAAUAAUUUGUCAUACUGGUGGGUUUUAUUUUUGGAUCAUUUGAAUUAGAGAUUAUUUUCUCACCAAACAUAAAAGCUGUGGUUGGAAUUAGAGAAAGAAAAGCAAUGGCACUUUGAAUAUUUAUUUGUGAAUUUUGGUAUUAAAAACAUAUAAUUUUAUGUCAAGAUAGCUGGUAUCUUAAACAACUAUUCCAACAUCCUGUUGUGGCGUAAUUAGUGUUUUGUGUUCUGAUUUGCAUGGAAAUAGUUUGUGGUAUUGGCUGUUGCUAAAUUUGGUUUUUCCGAUUUACGCAGUAGCAAUAAACAUCUCAACUGAGAAUUUCUUAUCUCUAAUUUCAGCUUCUUUAUGAUUGGUGGAUUUGUAAAUCACUGAAUUGUUUAGAAAUGAUUAUUUUGGUACUAUGACUGUGUUGUAUUUUCAUGGAUAUAUAAUUUACCUUGUGUGAUAAAUUGAUAAUUACAGUAUGAAAUAUUGAAGACUGAUUCCACUUGUCUUCAUAAUAGUUUCCUUUGCAGAGGUUACCAUGGUACAUUCCAUAUAUAUUGUGUUCCUCCACAAAUGCUGUUAGAUAUAGUAUUUUAAUGAAUAUUCCAUACUUUAAAAUAUAUGAUGAAAACAGGAUGGUUCUAAUCAUGAAAAGGGUACUCCAACCAAUCAGUGAGAUUGUUACCCAGGUUUGUGAGACAUUGGUACUUGUUGAUCUAUAAAUGACUAGUCCUAAGGAUGCAUAAGAAAACUCAACAUUUCUCUGGCACAUUUUUCUCAAAAGUGAGGAGGGAUGUUGGAAUUUAUUUUAUCUUUGGUUUUUUUAAAAGGAAAGGGACCAAGGGUAUCAACAAACACACGAGUCCACAUGUAUAGCACUGCUCUUUGUACUGUGUCAGUUACCAAGCAUUUAAUUCCUCUGGUUACAAGUACUCCAUGCACUACACAAUGUAUAUCCAUGAAACGGUAAUUCCACCAGUUAAUUGUUGUGAUAUUAUAAGAAUUUGCAUUGUUUUAACUGCUGAUUUACAUGCAUUUUGUAAGAUUGUGUUUUAUCACAUUUUAUACUGUUGUUGAGAAUAUACCAAAUAAAUAAUGAGUAACUUG